Oncorhynchus tshawytscha (Chinook salmon) is the source of this 3510-nucleotide messenger RNA. RefSeq lists its product as uncharacterized. The transcript has 4 exons. The record is from RefSeq and is a predicted model, not a curated record. Gene Ontology annotation, biological process: arachidonate secretion; phospholipid metabolic process. Gene Ontology annotation, molecular function: A2-type glycerophospholipase activity. Lineage: Eukaryota; Metazoa; Chordata; Actinopteri; Salmoniformes; Salmonidae. The coding region runs from base 58 to 2793 and encodes 911 amino acids.
GGGAACAGUAGUGGUGCUCUCUCAGUGCGCGUGGUGCUGAAAGUGCCAUCUGAAGUAAUGUGGUCGGUAUUUUUUUUCUUUCUGUCUUAUCUGGACAGAAACUUUGUCAAAGGAGAAUUCCCCAAUUAUUCCCUAGAUGCAGAGAAACAGAGUAAAGAUGUGUUUUUCAUGCUCAACAGCACAUUCUGUGCCAAAAUGUCAGGCAUGGGGGGAAAUUGCUUUUACCAAGUGUCAGACGGAAUUGAGGAGGUGCGCUCCGUGCGUGACCCGGCAGGUAAACUGGUGGAUUGCUCAGUAACCAUCAACCAGAUGCAGGUGAAGUCGUUCAUGCAUGUGUGCAGAUUAGGACUGAAGCACCAGAGAAAUAACCCAGGAGAUAUGGAGUUUAGUUUUACAGACAUGGCAGAAGCCAAAUACAACUGUCAAGCGUUCCAAAGGACAUCAAAGCGCACGACGGUCACCACGGAGAGGAUAGCCGCGCCAACAGCACAUACACCGAAGGAGACAAGAGAGAAUUCUGUCCAGGAGGAUGGCAAGCAGGUGAUACGGAGAUCCAAGCGAGGAUUCACUUAUCCUGGAACCCUGUGGUGUGGAGCUGGCAACAUGGCUGAUAAUUAUGACCAUUUGGGAGAGUUCACAGCGACUGACAGUUGUUGCCGCGUUCAUGACUACUGUCCCUACGUCAUCCAUGCGUUUUCCUCAAAGUACGGCUAUACCAAUUUCAAGUGGCAUCCCCUUAGUCACUGUGACUGCGAUAAUGCGUUGAAGGAGUGUCUGAGGAAAGUCAAUGACACCUCCUCCAGGGUGGUUGGUCAGGCUUUCUUCAAUGUCAUUGAGGUGCCCUGUUUCCAGUUCAUAUAUGAAGAGCAAUGUGUGGAGCGCCACUGGUAUGGCGUGUGUAAAAAGUAUGACAAGCUCCUGGUUGCAGUGCCCAGAGAGUCCAUCCUGUAUGAUUUCGGAGGCAUUGACGUUAUUGAUGUGCUGACGGUGGCUCCUCUGGUACAGAAAGAGACAAAGAAAACAGGCAUAGAGCAGGACAAUCCUGAAAGCACAACACAGUCCACUGUGUCCGGCUCCCAGACCACUGGCCCCGAGGAGCCCUCUCUCAGCAACAUGGUCACCGCAGCUGAAGACUUCAUCAAAUUUCUGGCCACCGUCUCCACCUCUCAGGGCUCGGCUACAGACACCACCAAAGGAGAGACACAGACCUCAGAGAAGAAGAAGAGGAAGAACACUGCAGGGAAAAAUAAGAAAAAUAACAAGAAGAGGAAAGGGAAAGGAAAAGGGAGAAAGAGGAAGCAGAAAAUCAACUCAGUCUCAAAAGGAGCAGAGGAAGGGACAAUGGUUAGUCCUACCAAAGCAGCGGAAGCUGUCGACAAGAGUAACUUUGUGAAUGGGCCUGAGAAUGUUGACCAGUUGAACAGAAAUGUCAACCGUUUCAGUGAUGGUGAAGUAGAUCGUGGAGGGAAAGAGGAGCUUUCUAAUGAUGUCAUGAGAGAUGAACCACAUGUAGAUGAAGAAAGUGCUGCAGAUGCCUCUGUCACCUCAGUCACUGCUGUCAAGAAGGAGCAGACAAUGCUGGAAAUCCCGGCUCUGAUGGAUCCCACAGAAGCAGCGUCACUCUCUGCAACCACUGGCACACCCAUUGUGACCACACAGAAAUCCAAAAGGAUGAGGUCAAGAAAGGGGGAAGGGAGGAAAAAACAGAGCAACGUAACGCCAACUGUCACCCCUGAAGGAGUUGCACACCAUACCGCCAUUAAACAGGUCCUCCCAACUUCCACAACAGAGAGCUCUGGCACCCAGACCAUCCCUACCAGCACUUCCAUAAUCUCUGCAGAUCAGUCUGUGCAACAAAGGUUAGAGAACCACAGUGAAAAGGGCCCUGUUACGACUACUGCCGGCACCCCCAUUGUGACUUUUAUCAAAAGCAAAUGGCACAGGUCAAAGGAGAGAAAGGAAAGAAAUAAAAGGAGGAAAAUCACUUCCACUCUUCCCAUGGUGGCUGUUACUUUCAGAAACCUCACUGAAGAGCAUUUUGCAGUGAUCACUACUGAGAGCACAAGUGCUCCAGCCAUCACCACCAUCACUACUGUUAGCACUGCAGGGCAGCCAGUGUCACACAGACCAGAAAGUCACAAUGAGAAGAGGUCCAAUACCACUACGACUGUAAGCUCGACUUUGAGUGAGACCAAAAGGCACAGGCCGAAAGAGAGAGAGAGAAGAAAGAUGAGGGGAAAAAUCAUACCACCUCUUUUGGCUGCGGGAACAUCUCUGCAGAAUCCCACUGAAGAUGCCCUUCGUACAGUUACUACUGACAGCACUGGUGUACUGAACAUCCCCACAACCACCACUGUAGUCACUGCAGAGCAGGCAGAGACACUAACGCCACAGAGCAUAGGGAGUCACAGUGAAAAGGGACUUCUCACCACAACAGCCAGCGUCCCAGUUGUGACUGGGAGAAGACAACGCUCAAAAGAGAGGGAGGGUAGAAAUAAAAGUAAAAAAGAGGCCAUAACCACUGUUGUCAAGGAUGAGGUUCCCAUCCAUAAUGAGAAUGAAACUAAACUUGAAGAAAUAAUGACAAGUAUAAGUCUGACACCCUCAGCGUCAGCAAUUUCAUCCAAAGUUGACGAAGUAGGAGAGUUCAAUCUACAGGAAUCUGAGAACUACAGAGAACAGGCCCUCUUCCCUGUACAGACCAGCACACCCACUGUAAGUCCAAUAAAUUCCACUGUCCAGAAAAUAGGAGAGAGACUAGGUAGAAAGAAAAGGAGAAAACCACCACAAUGAGACUCAUACUAACUAUAUUUCUAGUAUAGAUUAAAAAAAUGCAAUGAUGUCCUAGAUGACUAGCCUAGCUCUUGACUAUCAGAAAAACCUGCUAUGCAGACUCAGACAUAGGUGUAUUAUGUGUUAGUCAUCAUCUUGUGUGUUUUGUCAAAUCAACAUUUGUGCCACUAUUCAACAGGAAUUGUAACAAGUGCAUGAAGGAUCAGGAUAAUGUUUUGUAAUAAUGUAUAUGCAUUUAAACACCAAUGAUUAAUAAAAUAUUGGAAAGAAGCAUAUAUUGAGUGCAAUGAAUUCUAAAAGUGAUGAUUUCAUUAAUAACACAUUCCCUUUUGUACAUGUAGGCAUAUACUGUACUGUACUCCCAAGACAACAGGGAAUAUUUAAUAAGGAAGAAAUUAAAGAAUUCCAAGUUCAGGGAGUUUGCCAUUUCAUCUGCUUACCCGUAAACUGCUUACUUGUACUUUUCUGCAAACAAUGCUUGCCAUAUUGUAUACACAGACAGGCUCCAAGCCAAGAAAGCUGAGCCUUCUUCCAGGUUUAAAUACUAUUUCCUUUGUUCUGUGUGGGACUUUGGACCUCUAGUCUCUUCCAAUGCGAUAUAAGGCAUUUUGAUGAAAGGGGUCACAUUCUUCAAAAAGGAUUACGUGCUCACUGUGAACUCUAUUCUCCCCACCUAAAUUAGGGUUGUAAAGAGCCUGUAACACUGAGGCUCAAAUC